Molecule: messenger RNA, 2895 nt
Organism: Owenia fusiformis
Lineage: Eukaryota; Metazoa; Annelida; Polychaeta; Sabellida; Oweniidae
Source: the annotation of a GenBank genome assembly
UAGUGACACCUACACAACUCUGCCGGAUUCCGUUUGUAACAUUCUAAACUCCUCUAAUGAUAAAUAUCCAAGAUGCGAGCCUACCAUGGAUGAUAUUAAGCCAAUUGGAGUUAUACUUGUUACAUCUGGUAGUAAGGGAGAUAGGCUAUUAUUUAGGUACCCAUUUGAAUCCGGGGAAUGUGAGACAAACUCCAAAAGUCAACAAAGCAACAACCCAUAUGCUGUGCAAAUAUCUGAAGACAUUCAUGACUUGCGGAAAGCACCAGCUUCUUCACUUGCAAAUGGCAACUUAUUUGGGUAUUCAGAGACUGUGUUAGCCAACUUGCUGGCUGUCAAGUCAACACUGUGUGGGAGAAAGUUUGAGUUGAAAAUUGAUGAUGUUAUACUUGUUGGCCAUCCUACCCUCCUUGAAGUGGCAUCCUCCUCUCAGCAACAAUCUUCUAUGAUCUCAUUCAAUGUUGUAUUUCUACUGAAGUCAAAUGCGCAUACAUCACUGAUCAACAGUUACCAUGACUUGGCCAAACAGAUUGCCAUAGCACUGAGGCAUGAGGAAAGACGUUGUAGCUACCUGAACAGGGAGAAGGAUAUCAUGGUAGCUGUCCAAGAUGAACUUGCUAGCAUGCCAGAAGAUUGCUUGGUAUCUCCAUUCAAGCUUAUACUGGAAAGGAGUCCACUAGCUAAGCACUUCAAGCACAUAUAUGACAAGCUCUGCAGUAAUGGUAUUGUUCAUUUGCACAUAAACAACUGGAUAGAGGUGAACUUUUGCUUGCCACACAAGAUACACAACAGUACAGGAGAUAGUGUGAAGAUACAGCCAGAGGCAGUUAAUAAAUGUAUCAUAGCCCUCAGGCCUUAUCAUGGUAUCCUGUUAACAGUUGAUGAGAAUAAACUAUUAGAGUCCCUCCCUCCAGACUGUAGUCCUGCACUUAUAAGGCUUGUCAAGAUGGCUAGUCCUAUCAAAAGUCUGCAGAAAUUAGCCAGUGACACAGAUAUAUCUCUUCAACAGGUGUUCCAGCUAGUAAGCCAUUUAGUUUACUGGGCAAAAGCCAUGAUCAUUUACCCUUUGUGCGAGAGCAAUGUUUAUGUAUUGUCCCCUGACACCAAUACAUUCAAGAACUCUGAACUAGUAGAGAAAUUUGCUGAAGAGUUCCAGGGGGUCGCAUUGUCAAAGAUUUUGGCUGAGUUCUCCCUCCCUACUCCCCUAGGAGAACACCAGGAUGUACUGGGUCUCCCUCAGCAGCAGGCACAGAAGAUCCAGAUGGUUGUUUGGAUGCUUCAGCAUAGACUGUUGGUUCAGUUACACACCUACAUCUUCCUGUUACCAUCCUCAGAUCACUCAUAUACAGGAAAACAAAAGCAGUCAAGCAGUGGACCGCCACUAAGAAAACUAUCUCACCCUACAGGCCAGUUCAGGACAUCAGCGUCUGCAGAGGAACUACCACAAAUCCUCAGGACAACACUGAGUGCGUCUGAUGUAUCUCUAGUCAUGGAAGCUGGUAGCAGUCCUGUAGACGAGGGCUCAGUGUUCAACAAGUACAAGCCAGUUUCCGAAACCAGUCCCCCUGCUCCCGCAGCUCCUCUCUCGCCCAAUGGUGAGGUAGUUUUAUCAAAGUUAGCACCUCCACUAAGGGAGAAAAUUCUCAACCUCCCAGCUACAAGGAACACUGAAGAUCUUAGAUUAUUUGUCAAGUUAUUUCCUUACUUCAAUGGAUACCAUCACCUAGAAGAGAUUAUGUACUAUGAGAACAUGAGAAGAUCUCAACUACUUAUGUUAGUGGACAAGUUCAGAGACAUUCUCGUAACAUGCACUCAUCCAGAACCACAUACCAAUUACCACAUUAAAUUCUAGCAUCUUGUCAUACUGUACCUCUAGUUAUUUUAAUGUUAUUUUUGUAUAUUUAUAAAUUACACUUAAACAAAUUUCAAAAAAUCCCAUGAAACGAAUAUAAGAGCCAGAAGUACAGUAUGUCUCUAAAUGUGCAGAAGUUCUGUCAAUAUAGUCCAACCUUGGCAGAUAUUUUAAAUGAUCGUUGACAAAGAGAUUACUCUGAAUUCAUUGUUCAUAUGUUGAGAUUGACCAGUUUAGUUGUCCAGAUUUAGUUGGAACAGUAGCAACAUUUUGGUUUUCAUGUCAAAAGCUAGGCUAGCCAUAAGUAUAAUGGUACUCAACUGUGUUCACUGUGAACAUGCACUUAGAACUUAAAUUUUCUCUGUAUGUACACAUUCUAUUAUCACAUCAUUUUCAGAAUUCACUCUUUCAGUUUCAGUUUAGCUAUAUAUAAGCAGAGAUAUGUUGAAAAUAUUUUCAAAUGUAUACAAAGUCAAAAUACCGGUACCUGAACAGAUUUAAAUGAGAAAAUCAAAAUUUUGCUAAUGUUUCAACUAAAUCGGGACAACUGAUCAAUUUCCAUUCAACAUAUGAACAAUGGAUAUAGUUUUAUCUUCGUCAUUGGAUGGACACUAUAUUAAAGUAUAUAAAAAUAUCUGGAUUUGUCAGUUAUCUAGACACAUAUGGAAAGCAUUACCGAGUGUUUCUCCAUUUUGGUGUUAGACUUAUGUGAAAAGUUAAGCGUGUCACAGUUCAGCGAUGUGGCUUCCUUUGAUCACCGUGGAAAUUAUGAUGAACAGAAGUGAACUUAAAACAAGAAUCAUAUCUACAGAGGUUUUAAAAUCUGCCACCCUUGUUGACAAACAGACAGUCAAGUGUGAGAUGUGAAAAACUAUGGUAUUGAAGGAUGACAUUAGUUGUGUAUAAAAGAUACAGGAAUAAAAAUUUAAUCUUUAUCAAUAAAUAUUUACAUUUUUAUUACAUUUUAUGUUUACUAUAAAACAUAUAAUACAUACAAUGUACAGCUACAUCAUGAUGAUAAGUCAUUUACAAACAUUAAAUAGUAA